UCUAUGUUAAAGAUAAAAUUGUACUCUCCAAGUCCAGUGUUCAUUGCCAUAGAAGACCUGCUCUGUAUUGUCGACUGCAUUUAUUUCACCAAAUUACAGUAAUAUUUAUUUGGUUUAUGAAAAAUAGUUAUGGCAGAAGUCAUGGAACUAAGAGAACGGCUUUUGUCAUCUGGUAUAAGCAUCACACACAUGAAAAUUGGUGAAAAAACAAUGAAGCGAUAUUUGAAAGCCCACCACACAGUAGAUGCUGCAUAUGAGAAAAUCAUGGCAACCAAUUCUUGGAGGGGAGAGUUUGGUGUAGCAAGUAUCACUGCAGACAUACCAGGUGUAAAGAGGGCAAGUGAAUCAAAAGUUUCUGUUAUAUUAAAUGAACGAGAUAAAAAAGGACGACCUGUGGUGUAUGUUGCAGUACGAAAUCAUAGUAUACACAGGAGGAAUGUAGAUGACAUGAUUCAGCUCAUAGUCUACACACUGGAGACAGCUACCAGCAAGUGUAUAGAAGAUGGACUGGACAACAUCUGCCUUGUAUUUGACAUGAAAGACUUCAGCAUGAUGUGUAUGGAUUACACUGUUUUGAAAAAUCUUUUCACAAUUAUGACUGACCACUACCCAGAACGACUUGGAGUUUGUGUCAUCUUAAGUGCUCCGUUUAUCUUCUCUGCUUGCUGGAUUAUCAUCCGAUCAUGGACUUGGGAGACAGCUCAGCUGAGAUCCCACACUCCGCUGACACCCCCUUCCCCAUUCCCUUGCUCAGCAUACUAAGUCUCAUGUUUUUUACCCUAUAAUAAUUGUUUUGUUUAUUUUUUGCAUAUUGUAUAUGUAAGAGUGUGUGUGUGUGCAUGUAACAUAGUAAAAUAAAUUGAGGACUAUUUUGUAUAUUUACCCAAAAUUACGAGUUGAAAAAUAACCAUAACAUAGGUCGCAGCAUGGUCUUGUAGGGAUGUUGCUACAGUGAUGAGUCAAACUUGACAACAAUGCCAUCAGCGAUGUUUACAAAUGCACACAAGAGGAAAAUUAUCUGUAACUCCUUAUUUGUAUCAGGUUUUGUAGACCUAAAGCAGCAUAUAUAGUACUGGAAUUGAGGUUGUGCUCUUCAUGUAGCAACAUAAAGAAACAGGGUUGGCAAAAACCUUUUUUUAUUUUUAAUGUUAUUAUGUUGGUUUUAAUAGGUCAAGUAUUUUUCAUUGCUAAAAAAACACAAGGGAUACAUUUGUUUUGCUUUAUAUUUUUCCAAUUAAUUAUAAUUUUUUGAAGGACUUAUGAUUUGUUCAUUUAUAAAUGAGAUAAUUUACCCGUCUUAAAAUAAAUUUUGUCAUGCAACAUACAAAAUUAUUUAAAUAGUACACUGUAUCUGUUUAUAAAAAAUUACUAUUACAUGUUAAAAGAAAGGUGACAGACCAGACUUAAGAGAAAAAUACAGUAACACUAGAUUACCAAAGAGGGCUAAAACAAUGGCAGUUGUGACAAACAGCAGUAGGAGCUGAACAUAUUUGACAAAGCAGGAGGUAAGACUGGUAGGAAUAUUAAUAUACUUGGGAAUUCUUUUUUUGUCUGGGUACAUCACUUUAAGAUGUAGAGUUAAUAAGUUAAUCAUACAGGUGUAUCCCGAAAACUGACGUCACGUUAACUGCCGCUUCACAUAAUCAACAAUUACAUAUUGGGGAAAUACCCUGUAAGUUUCAUUGACCCCCCUCCCACCCCCUCAGAUCUACGGUAGGGAGAGGAAGAGCUGUUUUGAAUUUGGCAGGCGGUGGCAUGGUGCAAAUUUUUCCCAUGAGAGGGCUCUGCGCAUUGCUCUGACUCAUUCCCGCCAUCUUUGCUCUUAUUUACACUUAAUGUGUGCUUCUGGCUUUGUGUUUUUUCAUUAUUUCCAACUUAGUGUGUUACACAAUCAUGCCUAAAUGCCCCAGUGAUAGUUCUCUUGUGCUGGGCAGCUUAAUGUGAUGUGAUAAGACAUAAUAAGGCAUAAUAAGAGUGGUGAAUGGUGAUGGACCAGCAAAGAUUGGUAGAGACUUGAAUUUGCCACCCUAGACUGUCUCUACCAUCCUCAGCACAGAUAAAUAAUAGUCUCAACUUAUACUUUACAUUGCUUAUUUAAUGGUUAUUAUGUUUGCUUUAUUUUCUUGCUUGACAGUGUGCACAACAGAGAUAUAUCAAGGGUACAUAGGAAUUUUUGGAGAGUAGUCAGUCCCUAAUCUCCUGUAUUUAUUAUAUUUUUAUGGGAUUGAUUGGUUCACUAACCAAUGACUUUUCCUGGUCCCUAUAUGCGUCAGUUAUCGGGGUACACCUGUAUUAUGAAGUAGGUUGUAUCCAUAUGCUUGGUCAUGUAAAAACUUGAACUGUACUCGAAUAUUUACAGUACUGUACAGUACAGUAGAACGUCUAUAUAACACGAGAUAGUUCCAAGAGAGGUCGCUUUAAACUGAAUUCGCACUAA
Molecule: messenger RNA, 2437 nt
Organism: Homarus americanus (American lobster)
Lineage: Eukaryota; Metazoa; Arthropoda; Malacostraca; Decapoda; Nephropidae
Product: CRAL-TRIO domain-containing protein C3H8.02-like
Exons: 5
Coding region: 130-762 (210 amino acids)
Source: RefSeq, a predicted model, not a curated record